Chara braunii is the source of this 4957-nucleotide messenger RNA. The record is from the annotation of a GenBank genome assembly. NCBI's taxonomy places the organism in Eukaryota, Viridiplantae, Streptophyta, Charophyceae, Charales, Characeae.
CUAUUUCUUUCGUUUUUGUUUUAUUUAUUAAUUAUAAUUAUUUGUUUGAUUGGUUAAACGGAGGCUCCGUUUCAGAUUGACCCGGUUCUGGAAAACGACAAACGGAAGAAUUGAACAGGUUCUGCGUUCCGUCGACCAUGAGCCACAGUUGUGGAAGCUUCUCGUACUUCAAGCUCGCUCCGUUGUUGGCACAGCCGAGCGGAUUUGAUGAUGAUCCAGGUGACAGAAGCAAGACACCACAGGCGGGGUUAGACCCCGAUGAGGCGAAAAGGAGGAGGCAAAAGGAGGGAGGAGGAGGAGGAGGAGGAGGCGGCGAGGGGGAGGGAGCAGAUGAUGAGCACGAGGGAGGGAUGUCAGAGUCAGAGCGUGAGAGGAAGCAGGUAAAGACGGAAGGAGGGGUGGGUGAGGAGGGGGGUAUACUGAACGAUCACGGGAAAACACGGGAAGGGGAGGAAGGGGAGGGAGGGGAUGAAGGGGAGAGCGGUGGGCAAGAGGAUACGGCAGGAAAGGAGCAGUCGCGCGGGAGUAUUAUGCCCGCUCGAUUUCCUCUUCCUCCUUUGAAUGAUCCGUCCCUGGGUUGGAUGGAUCACGCAAAGGGAAAGGGAGAAUUAGGAGAAGCAGGUGGUAGGAAAGAGUUCUGGGCCGACACUAUUCUGAGGAAAAGGCGCCGUCGUGGUUCGUCUGCCUCCAUGGCCCCCUCGAAGGAAGAUGGGAUGAAGGACUCGAUGGGCGCCGCUGAUGGGGAUGGCUCGUCUUACGUGGACACCAUUUAUAUCGAGGACGAAGAUGAUGACGAGGAUGAUGACGUGUACGUCGUGAAGGAGAAGAGGAAGAAGAAAGUCCAUCUCAUAGUGAUUGAUGAUGAAGAGGAGGAGGGAGGAAAGGGGAGGCGAUUGAGUAAUGUUAAGCUAGAAGAGGAGGAGGAGGAGGUCGUGAAGCAUAUGGUGGGCGACGCUGAGGAGGAGGAAGAGGAGGAGGAGGAGGAGGAAAAGGAGGCGGAAGAGGAGGAGAAGGAGGCGGAAGAGGGGGAGGAGGAAGGGGAAGAGGAGGAAGGAGAAGAGGAGGAAAGGGAAGAGGAGGAAAGGGAAGAGGAGGAAGGGGAAGAGGAGGAAGGGGAAGAGGAGGGAGAGGAGGGAGAGGAGGAGUUGACUGCGGAUGUGGAGGAAGAGGUGGGGGAAGAGGCAGAGGAGACGGAGAGAGAGGAGGGAGAGAAAGAGAGUGAAGGAGAGAAUGGCAUUUCGGAGCCACUAGAAGAUGAGGAAGGAUUGGGUGAUGGUGCUUUCGAGGAGUAUCUCGCGCUCGGUGAUCAAUCCGAUGAAGAUAUUGGAGGGAAGCAUGGAGCGGCAGCCAUCGCCAUCGCCAGAGGGGCUGAUGACGCAGCAGCAGGCAGUGAUGACGGCGCCGAAAAGGAAAGGUUAGCGCAAACAGGAGGUGGAGAAAUAGGAGAAGUGGAUGAUCGUCGUCUUCGGAACCUGCAGCCAUGGACUCCUGUGGGCAGAAAGGGCGUCUUCCUCAGAAGCCCCUUGCUUCAACUCCAUCAGGAUAUCGUUGAUUUUAUGGACUUUGUCACUCCAACGGAGCAGGAGCAGGAAAUGCGGUCAGCAGCUGUCCGACGUGUUCAAGAUGUUGUGACUGGAAUCUGGCCGUCAUGUAAGGUGGUUGUCUUUGGAUCCUUUGCGACGGGGCUUUAUCUUCCUACCAGUGAUGUAGAUGUGGUGGUGUUGAAUUCGAAUGUCGGGGCACCUGUGACAGGGUUGAGGGCGGUUGCCAGUGGUUUGAGCAGGAAUAGAGUGGCAAAGAAAAUUCAGGUGAUUGGCAAGGCGCGUGUUCCGAUUGUGAAAUUCGUCGAGAGUGAAAGCGGCAUCUCCUUUGAUAUUAGCUUUGACCUGAUGAAUGGGCCAGAUGCGGCGGAUUUCAUAAAGAAAUGCAUUCGGGAGCUUCCGCCUUUAAGACCGCUUACCUUGGUGUUAAAAAUCUUCCUGCAGCAACGAGAACUCAACGAGGUGUACACUGGUGGGAUCGGCUCCUAUGCCCUCCUGGUUAUGGUGAUGGCCAGCCUGCAGCUGCAUCCCAGUCGACGUGGCGUGAACAGUGUUGGCAUCAGGAACGCUCUGGAAGGAAAUCUUGGUAUUCUUUUGCUUGAUUUCUUCGAACUGUAUGGAAGAGGACUCAAUCUGCGAGAUGUGGGUGUUUCUUGCCGAAGUGGUGGGAGAUUCUAUCCCAAAAGAUCAACACGGAUGUUCAACCCUGAUAAGCCGUUUCUGCUGUCUGUUGAGGACCCCCAGACACCAGAGAAUGACAUUGGCAAGAGUUCCUUCAAUUUUUCCAAGGUGAGGGCUGCAUUUAUCCAUGCGUACACGAAACUGACUGCGGCUCAUGAUGAAGAGUGUGGUGGUGGGAUGUUGGGUCGAAUUAUUCGAGUGGACAAGAUACUAUCAGACAGGAAAAUGCCAGAACAGUCUUUACCCCCAUUUAUUCCAAACCCAACAACUGGCGGCAUAUGUGGUGAUUUCAGCAAUGUGCUUGAUGCCAUAGCCGGCGAGAGCAUGAAAGGGAGACAACGUGAGGAGCAAGUGGGCAAGAAGAAAAACAAGCGAAAGCGGAAACAAGCAAGUAACGAAGUGAAGAUGACGAGUGACCCAACAGGGGAUGCCCAGAGGCUAACAAAGAAACAGAGGAAGGCUUUGCGAGAAGAGCCCAGGGUCCCGAAGGAGGGGAAGGGUCCGAAAGGGGUAGGAAAGGACCGAGGAAUGAACAGGAAGUAUAAGGGGGGUCAUGCAGCGAGGUUUGCAGGCCAUCUCUGUCCCUCAGGAGACAGAACAUCCAGUGAAGGUUGCGGCGCGCUGCCGCUCUCCCUCCACUUGCCAACACUUGCAGUGAAAGGAAACAUGGAUCAGCUGGGAGUGUUCCCGAACUUGAAACGAAAAAGUUCAGCACCUAUCGGAAACGGAAGAAUCGGCGGAAACUCCGAGUGGCGAAUUGAAGCGGUGGAGGAGGAUUGGUUGUUACAAGCGCUCGCGUCAUCGAACUGAAAGUUGAGGCAGUACAUAAAUGAGAAUGGACCAUAAGGGUAUAGCGCAUGCAGAUCUGCUAAACAGAUCUGAAAUAUUAAGGAGAGUGUGCAAGCUAUAACAACCCUCUUGGGCCCGGCAGUAAGUUCCUGUUCGUGUAUUUUUGUGGUGCAGGUAAAGGAGAAUGGACUGUAAGGGUGGCGCAUGGAAAUCUGAAAUUUCAAGGGGACCAUGCAUGCUCUACCCUUUUGGGCCUAUUCAUGUAUUGUUGUAGUGCAGGGAGAAUGGCAAGUUGACGGGAACGGGUCAUGAGUGGAGUGUGUACUGCAUAGGAAACAGGGCUGGCAGUUGUGAGAACAGGAUUGAGAUGACAGCAGCACCUUAAAGGGCAGGCUGGCGGUGAUGGGAAGAGGAUUGAGAAGGCAGCACCUUAGAAGGCAGGCUGGCAAUCAUGGGAACGGGAUUGAGAAGGCAGCACCUUGGAAGAGCUUGCAAAAAACAUCGCAUGGUGUGCUUUGGCAUUGGAAUCUAGGUAAGCAGCGUUUUGAUCCCCCAGAUGGGUAAACUACGUGGGUUAGCAUUGUUGUGAUGUGGAUGGGUUGGUGCGCUGGAGAAUGGUUUGAGGGACUUUUUCCCAGGUCCGUUGUUGGUGGGAAUUUUUUCCCAGUUCCAUUGUUUGUAUCAUGGUUUUGUAUUCUUAUAUGUACAAAAGGCAGAGAAUUUGGAGCUUCUGUGUUCCUCUCUGUGUGCACUUGUAAAGAGGAGGCUUUUAGACUGACUGACUAUUUCAUACUGGUUCAAGAGCAAGUGUGAGCCGGGUGGGUUAGACGAGUGUUGCGUGUGUCAUUUGGACUGAAGUCUUCAGGGGGGUGCGAGGUUGAGGUUGUAUUUCAUGGGUGCCGUGCCGGAGGGGUGUUCCUGUGAGUUCCGCAUGGGUGUUAUAGGGAACUUGGUGUAUUGGCUCAUUGUUGGAGACCGCGUGGUUGAUAUUUGUGGCGGUGGGGUGAAGCACGCAAUUCAGAGGAUGUUCAGCUUUUGCAGAUAACCGAAACUCGCAACGCUUGGAGAGCAUUCAGGGUCAGCAGAAUGGCAUGGUUUGUAUAUCAAAGCGGAACAACCCUGAAUCGGUGCUGUGUAGUGGUGGUCAAAGAGGUCUGUGGGGGCAAGAUGGAGUAUAUUUGUUGCAUUUGUAAGUCGGAAGCGACACCUGACUUGGCAGUGUGGCCGUGCUGCUUUUGUCGCUCACUCUUUGCAAAGGUUGUCUGCCUGUGGGUGGAGAGGGAGGAGUAAAGAGGUGGUCUUGCCAGUUGACACAAAACGGAGAUGUGAGGGUUGGGGGAGGGAAGGGGAGGGGGGAGGGGUGGUGGGUGUUUUGUUAUGUCCACCAGGAAAACACACCCAAUGGUCGCUGUCUAUCUGGAUCCCAGGUAGAUUUUAUGCUCCAUUGGUUCUGGAGAGUUUCCAAGGCAUCAUAAAUGGUCAAGGCUGCCGGGUGUGGGGGAGGGAAGGGGAGGGGGGGGGCGGGGUUCCUAUGUCCACCAUGAAAACACACCCAAUGGUCCCCGUCUAUCUGGAUCCCGGGUAGAUUUUAUGCUCCAUUGGAUGUGGAGAUUUCGAGGCAUCAUAAACGGUCAAGGCUGCAGGGUGUGAAUUGGUAACAGCGCGUCUUCAACACUGUUUUUGUACCUUAUACUCAGGUCCAUGUCAUUUGUUCUGAGGCCUUCAGGGCAAACGAGUGUUCAGGGCUCAGGGCUCACGGCUCAUGGCUCAGGGUUGGUUCAUCAGUGUGCUACCUGCAGGCAAUGUGGGUUUAUUACGCGUGCCGGGCAGGUAAUCCAUGAUGAUUUUUUGUUUCAGUCUUCUCUAGCAGUUCCUGAUAAGCUUCAGAUCCGGCCGGGCUCUAACAAAACACGGCUAGCAUUUAUUGAUAAAAAGCUUCAGAGUUG